This is a messenger RNA of Ceutorhynchus assimilis (cabbage seed weevil), 1053 nucleotides long. The record is from the annotation of a GenBank genome assembly. NCBI's taxonomy places the organism in Eukaryota, Metazoa, Arthropoda, Insecta, Coleoptera, Curculionidae.
AUAUUUUUCUCAAGCCUGUGACCUGUUUUGUAUGCAAAAAUGAAGACGACUUUCAUAGUUUUAAGUGCGCUUUGUGCUGUUUUAUUGGUCCAAUGUGAUGAUUCACCACACCACAUUGACCAACGAAUUUUAGAAAAGCGAAAUGAAACGGGCACAGUUUUACCUGACGAUGCUCAAUCAAAUUCUACUACUUUAUCUACAACAAAGGAGUUUACUUCAACUACGCAAACUCCACAAGAAGCUUCUACAGUUUCACCUAUUCAGACAUCAACAAAAUUUAACGUAACUUCCCUGUUGAGGAAAAAACUUGGGCAAGAGUUGGGUGGUCAGCAAGAUGAAUUAGUAGACGAUUCCCUCAAAGUUGUUCCAUUAAGAAGUGAACAUAAUGAUACAAUUGACGCAGAAGUUAAGGAUUUACUGGAAGACGAUUUACCAAUCAAACAGAGUAUACUUGAACAACACCAACACCCUCUUGAACCCAUAGAACCAGUACCAAUCCCGGAUAAGAUUGACAAACAAGUAGAGCUUAUAGAAGAUGGUGAAAAUACUGAAGACAUGUUGAGACGCCAUAGAAAAGAAAAUCUGAUGGAAUCUGUUGAAGGAAUCCAAAAAAUCGAAAGACUACCAAAUACUCCUAUUGCAAUCAUAUUUGUGACAAUGUUUGUAGCCUUGUCCAUAAUCUGUUACGCAGGUCUUUUGGUGUACAGAAAAUAUUUAGAGAAUAGAUAUGGAAGCAGAACACUUUUGGUAGAUGCCGAUGAAUUAGCUCAUCCAAACGAUAUGAGACAUUUCACUAUUUAGGUGGAUGAUGGUCUUGAAGAAAUUGAAGAAAAGCAUACAGCUAUUGUCAGGCCAAAGAGUUACCAUACUUCUAGGAAACCCUGCCAUGCUAGAUUAUAUUUCAAUUGAGAUUAUAGGUAAAUGUAAAUAGCUAAUUAAAAUUUAUUAUCACUAUUAUUAUAAGUGAAUAAAGAGCUCAGAGAAUUAUUUUGUGCUCAUUUCUCAUAAAGAAAAAUACAUACUAUUUUAUGCAUCUACCCAGGAUAAGUACCU